AUGUCCAGCAUGAUGGCACUUUUGUUUCCCAGAUGGCUCCGGCCAAACAGACUAAUCCUCUUCGCUGUCCUUUUAAGUCUCGGGUAUGCCGCGUAUCGUUGUCCUAUGCGGGAGUGCUCCGCAUGUCUCCCAGCAGUAGUGCAUGACGCGCCUGGAGUAGGAUUCGACCUCACCAUCUCAUAUGGCACCUCGGCCGUGCACAUGUACGGCGGCUCUAUAGUGGAUAUAGCCAAAGUGCCUGCAAACCCGGACUACAUAGAACUUAUGCUCCGUCUUGCUCACGCCCCACCGCCGCCUCCACAAAGCAAAUAUCAAAGAUACCUUCGCUGGUUUAACAAGAAGCUCGGCUACCCCUCUACCCCCGACGUAGGUAUCCUGAGCAGCUUGAUCGCCGAUCUAUAUAAAGCAACCCAGUCUGCACUCCCUGCAUACCCUAUGGACAGAGUAGUCGUCACUACGCCUCUCUUACCUGCCCUAACUUCAGAGGAUCUUAACGAUGCUAUCGAGUAUGCAGGACUGCGCUCGUGGCUUGCCUACUCAUUCCCAUAUCCCAAGAUCCUCUCAGAAUCCAGAGCCGUAUUUGCGGCUAAUGGCAACGGCCUUUGUAAAACUUAUAAGUAUUUGUAUGAGUGCCAGGACGAGGAGCAGAGGAUGCCGGGGCAUUCAGUUUACACCAUAACGUUCACCCGCCAAGCCUUAUACACCACCCUCGACACCUUCAGGUCCGCCUUCAAAUAUACAUCAGAUACCGAGAUCUACCUUAUGGAUUUCAACUCCGGUCUCGACAGCCUCCCCACCUACACCAGCCCCUCAGAUUUCUGGACACCCAUUACCAAGCUCCUCCUGGCAGGCGAAAGUGCCACAGAUGCCAAGUUCCUAGAUGUCCUGAGGGACUCGCUGGCUGAGCUUGUUGGGCCGUCUGCCGAGACGACACUUGCUGCUGAUCUGGAUGCAAAUAAGCUUGCAGAUCCGGUGUUUGCGGCCGCAAGGGGCGCCGCGCUGUAUGCGAGGCGGAGGCAGGAGACGCCUCAAGGUUGUGCUGAGCACGAACGGUGUGAGGCGGAGAGGCAGUGGGAGAGGGAGCGGGGAGCUGGUGGGAGGGAGGAACUGAGAUAG
Messenger RNA from Coniosporium apollinis CBS 100218, 1116 nucleotides. RefSeq lists its product as uncharacterized. The transcript has 4 exons. Bases 1 to 1116 code for a protein of 371 amino acids. The record is from RefSeq and is a predicted model, not a curated record. NCBI's taxonomy places the organism in Eukaryota, Fungi, Ascomycota, Dothideomycetes.